Messenger RNA from Colletotrichum truncatum, 882 nucleotides. Its product is annotated as metalloprotease 1. Gene Ontology annotation, molecular function: metallopeptidase activity. The record is from RefSeq and is a predicted model, not a curated record. Lineage: Eukaryota; Fungi; Ascomycota; Sordariomycetes; Glomerellales; Glomerellaceae.
AUGAAGUUCAAGACUGUGGUUGCCAACUCCGUUGGUCUUGCGACUGUCUGGCAGGUUGCCGCUCAAGAGAUUUGUGGCUCCAGUAAUCCGGCUCCUGAAGCCGUUGAGGCUGCCUCAACGUUGCGAGCAGCUCACCGCGCCGAGGGCUUUUCUUCUAACUUUCUGAGCAAGAGAGCGCAUGGUUUGCUCAUUCCAACGUAUCUGCACAUUGUUGAAGAUGAGGCCCAUGCAGGCUUCAUCACAAACAAGAUGGUUAAUGACCAGAUGCGUGUUUUAAACGAGACAUUUGCUCCACACAACAUCCAAUUUGUCGUCAAAAAUACAACCCACACCGUCAAUGACGCCUGGACCCGCCAAGCUCGUAUCAAAGAGAAAGCCGAAGCCCUUCGCCAGGGAGGCUACGACGAACUCAACAUUUAUUUUGAGACCGGUCUCAUGACAAAUCCAGGCUCAGUCACGGGCAUAUGCAGUUUUCCUGUAGAGGACCCUUGGAAUACGGGGAUCAACGGCACGUCCUGGUAUACAUACGAUGGAUGCCAUGUGAGUGCCGGCACAAUGCCCGGCGGACCCGGGGUUCCGUGGGAUCCAGAGGACAACAAGGGAAAGACGGCGACGCAUGAAGUUGGACAUUGGUUUGGUCUGUUUCAUGUGUUUGACGGCUUCAGCUGUACUGGUGAGGGAGACUAUGUUGAUGAUACACCAACGACGAAGGUGGCGACUGUCGGCUGCCCGGUUGAACAGGACUCUUGCCCUGAGCAACCUGGGCUUGAUCCUAUUCACAACUACAUGGAUUACUCCAAACACGACUGUCUUUCGCACUUCACUCCCCUGCAGGAGGAGCGUAUGUAUCGGUCUUUUAAUACCUUGAGGCAAGGAGUUUGA